AUGCCGAAAGUCCAGGCGGAUGAUAUGACCCUCCGAGUCCAGGAGGUGCUCGACAAAUUCGGUAGUCCACCAUUAGCUGAAACGCCACUUGCUAAGAAAGCAUGCUCUCCAACCCCCGAGGGAGUGCUUGCGAUGAUUAUUGAUGCGAUGCUCAAGUCACGCCCUGUUCAACAUGGCCUUUCGCAAAGAACCGUCAAUCACCUCAUUGAAGUAGGUUAUCACGACGUCAAUAAGCUGUCAGACAGUACCUGGGAAGAACGCACGGACGUGCUACGAGAGAGUGGAUACAAUCGGUAUCGAGAGCAGGCUGCGACCAACCUAGGUGCGCUGGCGGAAUUUGUACAGGAGAAAUAUGACGGCGACCUUAACAAUCUACUCCAACAAGGCCGGGCUGAAAGAGACGAAGUCGGACGCCUUGUGAAAGAUAUCAAGGGAGUCGGCGAUCUGGCCGAGGAACUUUUUCUCAACAACGUUCAGAGCGUCUGGCCCUCUAUGACCCCCUUUGUCGACUCGCGGAGCCUCAAAACGGCUGAUGAGAUUGGAAUAGGGACAGAUGUGGAAGCUAUAUAUGACGUGGUACAGCGAGAUCCUAUGAAGAUGAGCCGAUUAGCCAACGGGCUGUCAACGGUGCGUCUAGAGUAUAGGCAGCAGGGCAUCAGUAUCUAG
Messenger RNA from Penicillium atrosanguineum, 666 nucleotides. RefSeq lists its product as uncharacterized. NCBI's taxonomy places the organism in Eukaryota, Fungi, Ascomycota, Eurotiomycetes, Eurotiales, Aspergillaceae. Gene Ontology annotation, molecular function: catalytic activity. The transcript has 2 exons. Gene Ontology annotation, biological process: DNA repair. The record is from RefSeq and is a predicted model, not a curated record. Bases 1 to 666 code for a protein of 221 amino acids.